GAACAAAACAAGGCACUGUUUCGUGUCUCCCUGACCCUGAUCCCAUUCUCCAUCGCCUUUGUUACCGACCCAUUUUAACUCUCUCUCUCUCUCUCUCUCUCUCUCUCUCUCUCUCUCUCUCAUACAUUUCCCCGUUACUCUCUCUCUCUCCAUUUUCAUUUUCAUUUUCUUCUUCUUCUUCUUCUUCUUCACUGUUUUCUCAGUUAUCGUGUGACCUUAUCCUAACCCCUUUUUCUGUUGCGGAGGUGCCUCUGGGGCGUUGUGCAGAUCAACCCACAAUCUUCAAUUCUUGUUGGUGUUUUACCAUGGAUGGUAUUCACGGGGGUGAUUCUCGGAUACACAUCAGUGAUGGACAGCAUCCUAUACAUGUGCCAUAUGUGCAAGAACAUGAGCAUCAUGGAUUGCACCAUAUGAGCAAUGGAAAUGGGAUUGAUGAGGAUCAGAAUGAUGGUGGUGAUACUAAUUGUGGUGGAAGUGAGAGUGUGGAAGGUGAUAUCCCCUCCAGCCAUGGAAAUCUCCCUGACAAUCACGCCGUAAUAAUGGAUCAAGGGGGUGAUGCUGGGGAUCAGCUUACGUUGUCUUUUCAGGGCCAAGUUUAUGUCUUUGAUUCCGUGUCACCAGAAAAGGUUCAAGCUGUACUACUGUUAUUGGGAGGCCGUGAAAUACCUCCAACCAUGCCUACCAUGCCAGUGUCUCCUCACCAUAAUAACCGGGGAUUUACUGGUACUCCGCAAAAGUUCAGUGUCCCUCAGAGAUUAGCUUCGUUGAUUAGGUUUCGUGAAAAGCGAAAGGAACGAAAUUUUGACAAAAAAAUUCGGUAUACUGUUCGGAAAGAAGUAGCAUUAAGGAUGCAAAGGAAUAAAGGUCAGUUUACAUCUUCAAAGUCCAAUCACGAUGAAUCUGCAUCAGCUGCAACAAAUUGGGGGCCAAAUGAAAACUGGUCAGCAGAGAAUAACGGAUCCCAGCAGCAAGAUAUUGUUUGUAGGCAUUGUGGCAUCAGUGAAAAGUGCACACCAAUGAUGCGACGUGGGCCUGAAGGGCCAAGAACCCUCUGCAAUGCUUGCGGUCUUAUGUGGGCAAAUAAGGGAACCCUGAGGGACCUAUCAAGGGCGGCACCCAUAUCUGGACCAAUAAAAAAUGAGAAUAAAAGUUUAGAGACCAACCAGAUAGUAGUCCAUAGAGUUGCCGGAGAAGCUGAUGAUUUAUCGUGAUGAACUUUAUUUUGGUCAAAAUGGAGAGAUUUCAAGAAAUAAGGAUGGUGGGAGAAUGUUUGCACCAAGAUAAAAAAUUGAAAUUGUAGAAAGUGGGCUUAUUCUACUAUAUUUUUAGUGAAUGAAAAUGUUUAAAUGAAUAUUCUGUAUUUUUUUUAAAAUAUAUGCAGAAGGUCAUUAUUGUCCGUGACAACUAGUUUUUUUUUUUAGAUUUUUAUUUUGGGUAUGUUGAACAGCUUCAAUCAAUGCACUUGUUGUAGCUGUAUUUAUAUAAAGAAAAAAAGAACGUUCCUUUUUCA
This is a messenger RNA of Vigna angularis (adzuki bean), 1510 nucleotides long. Its product is annotated as GATA transcription factor 28. The transcript has 8 exons. The coding region runs from base 306 to 1211 and encodes 301 amino acids. Gene Ontology annotation, molecular function: sequence-specific DNA binding; protein binding; zinc ion binding. NCBI's taxonomy places the organism in Eukaryota, Viridiplantae, Streptophyta, Magnoliopsida, Fabales, Fabaceae. The record is from RefSeq and is a predicted model, not a curated record. Gene Ontology annotation, biological process: regulation of DNA-templated transcription.